Aegilops tauschii subsp. strangulata is the source of this 354-nucleotide messenger RNA. RefSeq lists its product as uncharacterized. The record is from RefSeq and is a predicted model, not a curated record. Lineage: Eukaryota; Viridiplantae; Streptophyta; Magnoliopsida; Poales; Poaceae.
AUGCCGAGCCCGGGUGGUUACGCCUUCGUCCUCAACCCCACCAUCGUCGCUCAGCGCACAUGCAAGUUCUUCCGAGUCCUCAUCGACGACGGCAGCAGCAUCAACAUCCUCUACCGCGACACGAUGACCAAGCUCGGUCUCAAGGCCGAGGACCUGGAGCCAACCCGAACGAUCUUCCACGGCAUCAUACCCGGCCUCUCCAGCUCCCCCAUUGGCCGGGUCCGGCUAGAUGUCCUGUUCGGUGAUAGCGGCCACUUCCGGCCCAAACCGAUCUGGUUCGAGAUGAAGAUGCCGGGUCCCAAGGGCCUCAUCACCAUCGUCGGCGAUUACCGCAAGUCCCUGGAGUGCGCCUGA